AUGGGAUCUUUCGUGUCGAAAGCAUUGUCCUCCCUGUCGGCGUACUUCGGACAGCGGCAAGCCAAAAUUCUAAUCCUAGGGUUAGACAAUGCAGGGAAGACUACUAUACUCUACCGAUUGCAACUGGACGAAAAUGUUGAGACUGUAUCAACACUGGCAUUUAACGCUGAAAGCAUCGAGUAUCAAAACAUUAAGUUUCAGGUGUGGGAUCUAGGAGGGCAGAUGUCUAUACGACAGUAUUGGCGUUGUUACUUUUUGGCGACAUCAGCUGUAAUUUUCGUGGUUGACUCAACUGAUACUGCUCGAAUGGACGUGGCCAAGGAAGAGCUACAGACUCUCGACGAAGAGGAAGGCUUAGAGAAUGCUGUAUUCGUGAUCUUCGCAAAUAAACAAGACGCCCCGGGGGCAUUGUCUGCGGCUCAAUUGGCGGAGGAACUUGAGCUGAGCAAGAUACGCAAUCGGUCGUGGAGCAUAUUCAACACAAGCGCAGUCACCGGCGUAGGAAUAAACGAAGGUCUUGAUUGGCUCUGUGCGGAGAUCAUGUCUAAAUAA
Molecule: messenger RNA, 552 nt
Organism: Gregarina niphandrodes
Lineage: Eukaryota; Apicomplexa; Conoidasida; Eugregarinorida; Gregarinidae
Product: ADP-ribosylation factor
Exons: 2
Coding region: 1-552 (183 amino acids)
Biological process (GO): vesicle-mediated transport; intracellular protein transport
Cellular component (GO): Golgi apparatus; cytoplasm
Molecular function (GO): GTP binding; GTPase activity
Source: RefSeq, a predicted model, not a curated record